AUGCCUCACGCCAAAGACUUCUACACCAAUACUUUGGGCCUGACAUCGCGGACUGUCCCUGCUGCACAGAAGGACAGUCUAGCCUGGUUCGAUAUAGGAAGCUCUGGCCAGCAGGUACAUAUCGCCCACGGUCCCGAAGGCGAGAAGUCAAGUCGGCAUCCCUGUUUCCGUAUCGAGAGCCCGGAGAAGUUGAUAGAGCUCAGGCAGAGGAUCUGGGAGCAUUACGAGAGGGGUGGUGAGGCGGCGCCGAGGGAGGCUGAUAAGCCAGGGGCUGUGAACAGUGGGUCCCAAGGAGUGGAGUACCCGCAGCGGUUCUUUGCCAGAGACUUUGCUGGCAACCGGUUGGAAUUCAGUCUGUAG
Recurvomyces mirabilis is the source of this 360-nucleotide messenger RNA. RefSeq lists its product as uncharacterized. Bases 1 to 360 code for a protein of 119 amino acids. The record is from RefSeq and is a predicted model, not a curated record. NCBI's taxonomy places the organism in Eukaryota, Fungi, Ascomycota, Dothideomycetes, Mycosphaerellales, Teratosphaeriaceae. The transcript is spliced from 2 exons.